Trichoplusia ni (cabbage looper) is the source of this 3452-nucleotide messenger RNA. RefSeq names its product serine/threonine-protein kinase unc-51 (gene Atg1). Gene Ontology annotation, molecular function: ATP binding; protein serine/threonine kinase activity. Gene Ontology annotation, biological process: autophagy; axon extension; protein autophosphorylation. Bases 270 to 2546 code for a protein of 758 amino acids. NCBI's taxonomy places the organism in Eukaryota, Metazoa, Arthropoda, Insecta, Lepidoptera, Noctuidae. The transcript has 16 exons. Gene Ontology annotation, cellular component: cytoplasm; autophagosome. The record is from RefSeq and is a predicted model, not a curated record.
CAUCGUCUUCGACUUCGCAAAACAACACAAAAUAAAAUCACUUUACUCAUUUUGCAUUCGUUGUGUGUUGUGUUUUGAUAUAACAAAAAUAAUGAUACGUUAGUGUAAUAUAAAGUGAAAUUUUAACUUUUAAUGGAAGUUAGGAAGUGAUUAGCAGCUAGUUGUGAUCAGAAUGUAGCGCGCAGUCAAGUUCCGAAAUCCAUUAUCCAAUAAUAAGUUAUUGAUCUUAUAUUGUAUGAGACUGUAAAUAAAUAUAAACGUUAAGAAACAUGUCUGUGGUCAAAGGGAAACUUGUGAAAAUGGAAGUCAUCCAAGUUGGUGAAUAUGAAUUCACCAAACAAGACAUAAUAGGACACGGAGCCUUCGCUAUGGUAUACAAAGGAAGGAAGAGAAAGAAUCCGUCACAGUCCGUGGCUGUGAAAGUGGUGACUAAAAAAGGAAUACAGAAAGCUUCAGAGAUUCUCGUAAAGGAGAUAAAGAUCCUUCGCGAGCUGACGGCCCUUCACCAUACGAAUCUGGUGGCCAUGCACGAUUGUAUGGACAGCCCAGCCUACGUCUAUGUCGUCAUGGAGUAUUGCAACGGGGGUGACCUGGCGGACUAUUUGCAAGCAAAUCGACUGCUGAGUGAAAGCACCAUCCGGCUGUUUCUAAGACAGCUGGCCGAAGCGAUGCGGGCAAUCCACGCGAAGGGAAUCGUUCAUCGUGACCUGAAACCUCAGAACAUCUUGCUCACACACAAUGUCGCCCCGCCCCGCACGCCCCAUGCAUCUGAGAUAACACUCAAAAUUGCUGACUUUGGCUUCGCAAGGUUCCUCGAAGAAGGAAACAUGGCCGUCACGCUCUGCGGCUCACCGAUGUAUAUGGCACCGGAGGUCAUAAUGUCUCUGAAGUACGACGCAAAAGCGGACCUCUGGAGUCUGGGCACGAUAGUGUACCAAUGCCUGACGGGCAAGGCGCCCUUCCAGGCCACCACGCCGCACGAACUCAAAGCUUUCUACGAGAACAGCGUCGACUUGCAGCCAAAAAUGCCAGCAGGCACAAGUCCGGAACUGUGCAACCUGCUCAUUGGUCUGCUGCGGCGUAACCCGCGGGAGCGCAUGCCCUUCGAGGCUUUCUUCAACCAUCCAUUCCUACAACGACCGCGAACUACGUCCAUCAACAGAGCGAGCGGCAACCCGUCGUCGGCGCCGACCGGGCCGGGCGCGAGCUCGAGCGGGGGCGCAGGGGCGGGGGCGGGGGGGCGCGCCCCGCCCGCGCCGCGCGCCCUGCAGCCGCCGCCGCAGCCGCUGCCCACGCUGCAGCCGCACAAGAAGUCACAGCCGACAUCCUCCGCCGAGUCGUCAGACACGACCUGGGGCGGGGAGGACGACUUCGUGCUAGUGGAGGCGACGGAGAGCGGGUCCGCGGAGUGCUCGGGCGCGUCGUCGGGCUCGGAGGCGGCGCCGCGGCCGCGCUCGCUGGCGCUGGCCGCCGCGCUGCCCGCCGCGCCGCCCGACACGCGCGCCCCGCGACACGCGCCCACGCAGCCGCCGCCGCUCACGCUCAACAGGAACACACUCGCCGUAACAUGUAACAAUAACGUACCACGAUCACAACCCAUCGACGUGCUUCGAUCGAACUACAGCCGUAACGCCACCAACAUAGGAUCCUUGUCGCCGCCCACAGUACCGUUUACGAUGACGCCACCGUCGACGCGGCGCCGCAGCAGCAACUCGGGCAGCUCUCCACCGCCCUCGCUGUGGCAGGUAUCGCCCACCAACGCUAGCCCGCUGCGCAGAUCAGGCUCGUCCCCGCCGGUGUCGCUGGCGCUGAAGGCGAGCGGCGAGGCGGGCGGCGGCGCGGGCUCGCCCAAGCGCCAGGCGCUGCCCGACGCGCUGCUGCGCGGCAUCAAGCUGCACCAGCCGCCAGACCCGCCCGUCUACAUACCCAACCUGCAGGAGGAGACCAUCCUCGCCGAGGAGCACAGCAAAGUAUUCUCUCAGCUUAACUUUGUCCUGAUGCUAGCAGAGCUGCUGUCCGACCUCGCCGUCUCUUGUGGCGCUCCAAUCGCUGCACUUAUGGAUGCCUCAGAUGAGCGCUGCAACGAGAGCGUGCGGCUGGGGCUGCUGGUGCAGGCCAUGCAGGCGCUGGCGGCCGGCCUGCGCCUCGCCGCCGCGCACUACCGCGCGCGCACGCUGCAGCCCACGCCGCAAGUGCGCAACGUUGUUUCCCUCAUGAACGGAAAGUACAAGUGGAUUGUAAACGAGUCGAGGAGGCUUCACGAAGCGGGCGUCACCCCAGCUGUGUGUGACAAAAUCCUUUACGAGCAUGCUAUUGAACUCUGUCAGAUGGCGGCUAUCGAGGAGUUAUUCGGCGACAUGAAGGAGUGCGAGCGGCGCUACAUGUCGGCGCAGGUGUUGCUGCACUCGCUCGUGCAGCGCCAUCCGCUGCACCCGCAACACCGGACCACGCUCUCCAAGUAUCGAGACGCGGUACAACGACGGCUCAAUUGCCUCAAAGGGCCGCGCAAAAUAAUGGACGUUAAACUCGAGGCCGGGAUCUCAUAAUGCAAUAUGCAACCAGCCACGUAGGAGUAAGUGGACGUGAUGCAACAUGAAAAGUGAUUUUAUUUUGUUUAAAAAAAAUGACUUGGUGUGAAACAAAAUACUGUAUAAUCUAAAAAUGUAUAAAAAUAUAAAGUGAAAUAUAUCAAUUAAAAUCAAUGUAUACAAUCGUUUAGCGAUCAAUGAAAAUGAAGAUUACCAGAGAUUCAAUAGUGAACUACAUUUUAUUAUUGAGUUACAAGCAAGAGUUCUUAGUAGUAUUAUAGAAUCGUCUAGUAUAUUUUAAUGCUAAACGAGUUGCAGAAUUGCUUCAAAAUCAACUUAUAUAUUAUAGUUUGUUAGAUGUGUGUCUAGAAUUCCUUUAAAAUAAAAACGGUUGUAUCAUUUAGUGAGGUUUGAAAUUUUAGUAUUAAGCACAUUUCACUUGAAGUAGCAAACUAUUCUAUACAUAUAAUGAAUAAUGAGAAUAAUAAUAAAUAUACAUACAAGUUAUAUUUUUUCCAGUCAUCAACAUUUUAGUGAAUUAAAUAGACAUAAUUACUAAAGCGUAAGGUAGUAAACGUAGUAUUGUUUCAAACUCUCUUUAACUCUUAUUACUACUACCAACUUGUAGUUGAUCAUGUAAAAUGGAAAUUAGAAAGUAAUAACGUCUCGGUAUAAAUAUAAUGCUAUAGAGAUCUCAUUGACGACCAAUAACAAUAUUAUGGCAUUUUUAGGCUAAGCUGUGAAAUAUGAUUUUAAAGUAUUUUCCUGAAGAAAUGGAGAUUGUAUGAUUGAAUGAAUUUUAGUUUAUUUUCUCUAAUCAUACUUAUUUUGCUUAGAUUGUGAUCCUGAAUUAUGUAUUUUCUUCUCUGAAAAUGUCUACUGCUUUACUGAAAUAAGAAUAAAGACUGUUGUAUUAUAAAAUUA